AUGGACGGCAAUUACAACAAUUAUAGCUCAUUCGGCGGCGGCGGCGGUGGAGGAUUCAUGCCAGGCGAGACGAACAGUCCCGCCGGAGGCAAGACCUUUGACCGGGACAACAAAACCCUUCGUCCCGUGACAGUGAAGCAAGUCCUCGACGCCUCGCAGCCCUUCCCCGAAGCCCCAUUCCAAGUCGACGGCGCCGACGUCGCCAAUGUCCUCUUUAUGGGCCAAGUACGGAACAUCAGCUCACAGAGCACAAACGUGACAUACAAGAUUGACGACGGCACUGGCGAAAUCGAAGUCAAGAAAUGGGUUGACUCAACCACCGCAGACAGCAUGGACACCGACGAUGGCAAGGCGCCCGGCGAUGGGAAGAGUGAGCUCGAGCUCAACGGUUAUGCACGGGUCUUUGGCUCCAUCAAGUCCUUUGGCAACAAGCGGUACAUUGGUGCUCACUCUGUCCGGCCCUUGUCGAAUAUCAAUGAGCUGCAUACUCAUCUGCUCGAGGCUACUGCUGUGCAUUUGUUCUUCACUCGCGGCCCGCCCGGUGGCGCUGCUCCUGGCGGUGAUGCUGGCGGUGAUGCUGUUAUGGGUGGUUCGGAUGACUACGGUUCCGGACAAAACAAGGCUCUUGCCUCGAUGUCGGUUGUUGCGAAGAAGAUCUAUAACCUGCUCAAGACUGAGCCUCAGGAUGAUACGGGUCUACACAUGCAGGUCAUCGCUUCUAAAUUGAACAUGCCUGCGACUGAGGUGGCCAGGGCCGGUGAGGAGUUGCUUGGUGCUGGUGUGAUCUUCUCCACCAUGGAUGAGCAGACUUGGGCUAUUCUAGAGUACUAG
Messenger RNA from Penicillium egyptiacum, 831 nucleotides. The record is from the annotation of a GenBank genome assembly. Lineage: Eukaryota; Fungi; Ascomycota; Eurotiomycetes; Eurotiales; Aspergillaceae.